CCUGUCCGGCUGUUUCACACACACACACACACACACACGCUCACGAGCAGGAAAACAAAGAGCCGGAGAUGCGCGUGGAUUUACCGAAGAGCACAACAAAAGAGGAAAGACCGAUGAAACGUCUUCUCAAACCCGUACAGAUAUGAAGUUCGCUCCGGAAUAUGUCGAUCUGUUGCUGUCAUUUUAAAGAUAUGUAUGAACGUGGUUGUCUAUGAAACUGUGCACCGUGAGAGUUGCGGAUAUGCUUUGAUUUUUUAAAUGAGGAAGUUUGGACACGUUUCAGGAAUUAGCUUUUCUUUAUGGAUUAUUCAGGAGAGUGAGACACAUUUGGUUGAAGAUUGAAGUGUGACUCUGCUGCCUGGCCUAAUAUUGGCCAGGUUGCUUUGGUCAAAACACCAUAACCAGUUAAGAUGUCUUCUCAAGAGUCUCCAGAUCUUCCUCCGAAGCCUGAGGUUAAACAAAAACCUCCAGUUCCCUCCAAACCUUCCAUUAAUACCCCAGACUCCUCAUCUGCUGAUACUGCGGCCUCACAGAGUUCUGGCAAUGUCAAAAACAUAGUCAACAAAUUCAGCCAGCCUGAGGCUAAGCCUCCACUUGGAGAGAGAGUAAAGAGCGUCAACACAGAGUGGAGAACACAGAGACCUCCAGCAGUAAAGCCCAAACGCAGGUCCAAAUCAUCUUCACUCAGCAGUGCUGGAAAGGCUCCUCCGCUGCCCCCCAAAACUAGGCAGAACUCAAUUAACAGCGGGCAAAAAGACGAGCUAGAUGGCCAAGAGAAACAUGAAGGAAGCUUGAGUGCUGCUGAUGGAGGCCGAUCAGCUCCAGAUGGAAAAGAGGGCAGCAAACGGCGAUCGGAGCGUGAUUCCAGCCCUGUUCCUGAGCCUCAGUGUGAGAAAAACUGCGGCUGUAUGUGCCACCACCAAAGGCCUGGCAUGAAGCUCAUAUGGGUGCCAAUAAGCGAGCAGAGCGACGAGGAAGAGGAGGUCCUGUCCAGCAGCACGGAGGAUCAAAACACAAGUCUAGCAGAAGCAGAAAGCGAAGAGACGUCCAAAGAGGAACCGGUGUCUUUCAGUCAACCAUUAGACGUAGUGGAGACCAAGCAGGAGGAACCUCAAAUGAAGAAUUUUCUGGUGGCUCGUAACCUCAUAGAACAGCAGCUGAGGAGGAAAUCAGACCCGGGACCUCCAGCACUGAUCACCUCUGUUAUCCCGUUUCCUCAGACUCCUAUAAACGUUUCAAAUGCCCAGACGCUAGAGGUUCCAGAGGAAUCAAUCUAUGAUAUUAGCCUGGAGGUGGUCACUCCACCCAGACCUCAAAAACAUGCAGACACAGGGACUGGCAAGGACAGCCCUCCAGCUAUUCCUCCCAGAAUGCCUUUGGAUAACAGGUGUCCUCAAAUUAUUCUGCCUCCCUCUUUAGCACGUCCUGCUUCGCCUCUGAUGCCCCCCAAAAAGCGCAGCCCACCUGCCAGUCCUCGACUGCAGAGAACGCCACCGCCUCCCCCUCCAGCCAAAACCUAUGAGAACGGCAGACGCUUCAGCAACUACUCACUCAAGUCUAUAGAUGAGAACGACAGCACAGAUGGGGAAAAGAGUGGAUCCAGUGAGAACAUCAGACCUCCACGAAUCGCUACACGUCGGCAAAAGUCUGUUGAUCUGGAAGCUGAAAUGUCUGAUGAGCUGUAUCAGUUUUACACAGAAACAUAUGUACACAAGGAGAUCAGGAGGACGGUGUGUCGCAACAUCAGUAAGACCAGCGCAGACUUCCAAAUGAGCUCACAAAUCACCAUCAGCCCAGAGAAAGGAGAAAAGGGUCCCAAAUCCAGUGAAUCCCAAAGUCUUAAGCAGAACAAUUUAUGGCGUGAACAGUCAGUAGUCCGAGAUAGCGGCGUCCUGGAAAAAUUGAGCCCAGAAGAGUGCAAGUAUCAGGAGAGCAUGUUUGAGGUGAUUACAUCAGAGAUGUCAUAUUUGCGAUCUCUGCGUGUGCUAACAGAGCAUUUUGUGGAGUCAAGUGAACUGAACGAGACGCUCAUUAUCAUGGACAAAAAAACCCUCUUCUCAAACAUUAUUCGCAUCCAAGAAGUCAGCGAAAGGUUUCUGAAGGACCUGGAGGAGCGUCUAGAUGAGAAUAUAAUCAUUUCUGACAUCUGUGACAUCAUCCAUUAUCACGCUCAACAUCAUUUCCCGGCGUACAUCGACUACGUUCGCAAUCAGAUUUAUCAGGAAAAGACCUACAGUAAUCUAAUGCAAACAAACACUCAGUUUGCAACAGUGAUCACCCGACUGCAGGAGUCCCCCAAGUGUCAACGACUGCCCUUCAUGUCCUUUCUGCUGCUUCCCUUCCAGAGAAUCACGCGCAUUAAAAUGCUCAUCGAGAACAUCCUGAAGAGAACGGCUGUCGGGGCGGAUAAGGAACAAACCGCGUCUAAAGCUCUGGACUCUGUGUCCAAGAUUAUUGAAGAAUGUAAUACUCAGGUUGGAAAAAUGAAGCAGAUGGAGGAACUGAUUCAGAUUAAUGGUAUGCUGGAAUUCGACAAACUAAAGGCAGUGCCAAUUAUAUCUCAAACACGUUAUUUGGAGAAACAAGGAGAGGUGAUGGAAGUAAAUAAAGGAGGAACGUUCCUGGGCAACCUGCGCCCCAAAUUCAGCCCCGUCUACCUCUUCCUUUUCAAUGACCUUCUUGUCAUUGCCACCAAGAAAAGUGCUGAGCGGUAUGUGGUGCUGGAUCAUGCCCAUCGUUCACUGGUCCAGGUGCAGUCGUAUGAGAACUCAGCUGUGCCCAACAUGGAGCACUGCUUCUGUCUGACGCUGCUGGAGAACCACCAGGGACGACAGAUGGAGAGAAUCAUGAAGGCUCCCUCACAAUCUGACUCACAAAGAUGGUUGGCAGUGUUUCCAAAUCCUGACGACCCCAACAAUGAUCAAGAAGAAGUCAUUUAUGAAGACUGGGAUUGCCCUCAGGUGCAGUGUGUGGAGCAGUAUGUGGCAAAACAAUCGGAUGAAUUAAAUCUGGAGCGCACAGAGAUCAUCAACGUUAUACGCAAAACCAAUGAAGGAUGGUAUGAGGGGAUGCGUUUAUCUGAUGGACAGAAAGGCUGGUUUCCUGAAGCAAACGUUCUGGAAAUCACCAAUGAACACGUGCGACGGCGCAACCUCAGAGAGCGAUACCGCGUUAUUCAAGCUGCUGCAGUCGUCGCCAAGACCCGGAGUAUGACGUAGACCAAAUUACUUCUGAAUAGUUUUUUUUAAAUCUAGGCUUUUGACUCUUUAAUCAAUUGAUUUGAUGCUUUUCAAACAUCCUACCAAGGAUGAGAAAUAUAAUUCUAUAUCUAUAUUUUAAUGAAAGAACAUUGGAGAGACAGUGUUAAAUGUCAACUCUCAUUUGCUGACACUUUGUUCAAAUGUUCAGUUUUUUUCAGACUUGCUAUGGAAUGUACAGUAUGUGCAUUCUGAAAUGUGUGUGUGUGUGAGCGUGUGAGUGAGUGCGUGCUUGCAAUAUUUAGCACUUCAUUCAAGAAUGUUGAACUACUGAAAAUCCAGUUAAACAAUGCAAGUAGGUUAAAAAAGGCACAGGUCGGAGUCACAUGCUAAAGAAAAUCACAUUCUUAUUGGUUGGUUUUGUCCAAAACAUCACAUGCUGUCGUCUAAAUCAGUGACGCAACCUGCAUGACUAGUCUAUAGUUUUUUUUUUUUAAAUGGAAAUACUGAAUGUACAUAAUUCAGCUGUGUUUUAUACUUUUAACAAAAAGAAAUGCUGUUGGUACAUUAAAGUUUACCUAGGUUUUAUUAAUUGUUCUAUAUGGUUGAAUUUGUAGAAAAAAAUAUCGAGAAAUGCCAAACCCACCCAGAAAUAAAUAAAAGUGUGUACAUAUCA
Danio aesculapii is the source of this 3873-nucleotide messenger RNA. It is a transcript of the gene arhgef15b, whose product is annotated as Rho guanine nucleotide exchange factor 15b. The record is from RefSeq and is a predicted model, not a curated record. NCBI's taxonomy places the organism in Eukaryota, Metazoa, Chordata, Actinopteri, Cypriniformes, Danionidae. The coding region runs from base 411 to 3218 and encodes 935 amino acids. The transcript has 16 exons. Gene Ontology annotation, biological process: activation of GTPase activity. Gene Ontology annotation, molecular function: protein binding; guanyl-nucleotide exchange factor activity.